AUGGAGGCAUCGCUACUUGUACAGGUACAUACCUAGGUAUGUAAUAAUGAAAUACCAAUAAAGAAAAAUGGUAAUAAUUUCCAUAUCCUCCCAUACAAUAGAAUAGAAGAAAUGCAGUCCCUGGCCGGAAAGCAUUGCUUCAUCUCGGGCGGCAGCCGGGGUAUCGGAUUAGCCAUCGCCAAGCUCUUCGCCGCCCAGGGAGCAAGGUGCACCCUUAUCGGACGUAAUGAAGACACUCUCCUCAGUGCUGCAAAUUCUCUACACCGACAAGAAGGCUCCUUACAACAGCAUUCCACGGCCGCCUUCGACGUCUCGACGCAAAAUGGCUGGGAAAAGCUGACAUCCGAUCCCAAAUUACAAACCUGUGAUAUUCUCGUCAAUGCUGCUGGCAUUUCGCAGAACUCUUUCUUAUUCAACACUAGCAAAUCAGACGUGACUGACAUCAUUGCCACUAACCUCACGGGUACCAUAUGGGGUUGUAAAUACUUCAUACCCAAGAUGAUGAAGCAGAGAAAGGGUUGUAUUAUUAACGUGGCUAGUCUGCUAGCUACUCACGGGGGACGGGGGGCAAGUGUCUAUGCCGCGUCAAAAGCCGGCGUCGUCGGUCUAACGCGAUCUCUGGCCUGGGAAGUCGGCCGGUUUGGCAUUCGUGCCAAUGUCCUCCUGCCCGGAUAUAUCCAGACUGAUAUGACGAAAGACAUGGAUCGGAAAAAUGAGCUAUCUGCUCUCAUCCCUCUUGGACGCCUCGGUUUGGUCGAAGAGGUAGCAAAUGCUGCAUUAUUCCUAGCCCAAAAUUCCUACGCACACAACUGCGUGCUCAAUAUCGACGGAGGCUUAAGUGCAGCGUAAAUCUCGUUGAGUUCUCAUUUGCCAAAGGCGACGAACACUCAAUCGAUGAUUUCUAUCGCGCCGGUACCGGCGUCAUCAUCAAUAAUGACCACGUCAUCGUCAUUCUUCACCUUCUUGGCUGCUGGAGAUGCUCCAUCUUCCGUUAUUAAACGCUUCUUAGGGUCCUUAGGCUCUCCAUCAGCAGCACGCUUGCCAUUAGUCUGGCUAAUCCCGUUGCUCUGAAUAGUAAGCACCCUCUUCGGUUGACGAGGGAUGCUAGGUUCUUGGUCGACUUGGAGACCUUCAAUGGGUUUAUCCGCGAGCUUG
This is a messenger RNA of Daldinia decipiens, 1155 nucleotides long. RefSeq names its product NAD(P)-binding protein. The transcript has 5 exons. The coding region runs from base 112 to 849 and encodes 245 amino acids. The record is from RefSeq and is a predicted model, not a curated record. Gene Ontology annotation, molecular function: oxidoreductase activity, acting on the CH-OH group of donors, NAD or NADP as acceptor. Lineage: Eukaryota; Fungi; Ascomycota; Sordariomycetes; Xylariales; Hypoxylaceae.